This is a messenger RNA of Orycteropus afer afer, 927 nucleotides long. RefSeq names its product olfactory receptor 151-like. The record is from RefSeq and is a predicted model, not a curated record. Gene Ontology annotation, biological process: sensory perception of smell; G protein-coupled receptor signaling pathway. Gene Ontology annotation, molecular function: odorant binding; G protein-coupled receptor activity; olfactory receptor activity. Lineage: Eukaryota; Metazoa; Chordata; Mammalia; Tubulidentata; Orycteropodidae. Gene Ontology annotation, cellular component: membrane.
AUGGCAAGACAGAAUGAUUCCACAGUAACUGAGUUUGUCCUUGAGGGACUGACAGACAAACCAGAACUCCAGUUGCCUCUCUUCCUCCUAUUCCUAGGGCUCUAUGGGGUCACUGUAGUGGGAAACCUGGGUAUGAUACUGCUUAUCACUUUCAAUUCCAAGCUCCAGUCACCCAUGUACUUCUUUCUCGGUAAUUUGUCAUUUCUAGAUCUGUUUUACUCCUCAGUUGUUACCCCCAAACUCCUGGAAAACUUUUUAUGGGAGAAAAAUGUUAUUUCCUACCCUGGAUGUAUGACUCAGCUCUUUUUCUUUUGUGUUUUUGCUAUUGCUGAGUGCUAUAUGCUGACUGCCAUGGCAUAUGACAGAUACGUAGCUAUCUGCAGCCCACUGUUCUACAAUGUCAUCAUGUCCCAAAAGGUCUGCAAUGUGUUGGUGAGUGGAGUCUUUAUCAUGGCAUCUUUUGGAGCAAUGAUUCACACCAUCUUCAUGACCAGGCUUUCCUUCUGUAAGGACAAUGUUAUCCGCCAUUACUUCUGUGAUAUACUUCCUCUACUAAAGCUCUCAUGCUCCAGUACCUACAUCAAUGAGCUUCUGGUGAUAACUGGAGGUGGAUUCAAUAUGUUAGUAACAACUGUGGCCAUCAUCAUCUCUUAUGCCAUCAUACUCUCCAACAUUCUUCGAAUACCCUCAUCUGAGAGCAGGUCCAAAGCGUUUAGUACCUGUGGCUCUCAUCUUACAGUUGUUGGCGUUUUAUAUGGAUCCAUGAUAUUCAUGUAUUUAAAGCCAGCAUCCAGCAGUAACAUGGCUCAAGAGAAGGUGGCCUCUGUGUUCUACACCACAGUGAUCCCCAUGCUGAACCCUUUGAUCUACAGUUUGAGGAAUAAGGAUGUAAAGAAUGUGCUUAUCAAAGCCAUUGGUAUGAGAUAG